CGUAGUAUUUAUUUAUUUCGUUUUAGUGUGCUUAAAGGAGAGGUGAACAAAAAACUAUUUUUGUGGCAGCGACAAAAUAAAUUUAAAGGGAGGUAUAUAUCAAAAAUAAAGGAACGUCUAAAUCCCAAAAUCUAAUAAAAUAACUACUAUUACGACACACAAAUAACUAUGUUUCAUAAAUAAAUAUCGAUAUUCCUUCCUAGCAAUAUUUUUACUAAGUUUUUAUGGCUGCGUAGAAGCAAGUUUGAGAUGUACUUACCAGUAAACCUUAAAAAUAAGAUCCUUAACUAAUAUAGAUAAUAAAAAUAACCAAGAAUAUUUUGCAUACAAUCAUCGUGUCAGCAUUUUAUAACCUUCAUUAAUACUUCUUGAAACUUUAUAAACAUCCGUCACAACCAAUAACAAGAAGCCCUGUGGGCUCUAAGAAUUUCCGCUCGCUACUAAAAUAUUUGAUGAAACCUGCUAAUUCGUUGUGUUAUCGUGCCAAACAUUCGAAGAGGUUUGGUGCAUGAAGCUUUGAAGAUAAAGCACACAGGUGACAAUAUAUCUUACAACAAACACAAACAAAACAAAACGUGUCAUAAUAAACUAACAUUUUAAAAGAAAUUGCUAACAAAAAAUACAGCCUAUCAUUCAUGGUUGAAAGUUUUGCGAUUGAAACGUUUAUGGUCAUUUAGUUGACAAAAAAUCAAAAUUUUGAUGUGACCAUUAUUUUCAGCAUACUGUUUUUAUUAACUGUGCCAAUUUUUAACUGUGCCAAUUUUUGUCGAAAAUAAAAUAGUUUUAAUUUUUGGACAAAUUUUGGUCUGAAAUUACAUUUAGGUAACAAGAAAUCAAAAUUUUGAUGUCACCAUCGUGUUCAGCAUACUUUAUUUGUUUACUGUGCCAAAUUUUGUUGAAAAUAAAGUAGUUUUAAUUUUUGGACCAAUUUUGGCCUACAAUGGCGUUUAGGUAACAAGAAAUCAAAAUUUUGAUGUCACCAUCAUGUUCAGCAUACUUUAUUUGUUUAUUGUGCCAAAUUUUGUUGAAAAUAAAGUAGUUUUAAUUUUUGGACCAAUUUUGGCCUAAAAUGACAAUUAGGUAACAGGAAAUCAAAAUUUUGAUGUCACCAUCAUGUUCAGCAUACUUUAUUUGUUUACUGUGCCAAAUUUUGUUGAAAAUAAAGUAAUUUUAAUUUUUGGACCAAUUUGGGCCUACAAUGAGGUUUAGGUAACAAGAAAUCAAAAUUUUGAUGUCACCAUCAUGUUCAGCGUACUUUAUUUGUUUAUUGUGCCAAAUUUUGUUGAAAAUAAAGUAGUUUUAAUUUUUGGACCAAUUUUGGCCUAAAAUGACAAUUAGGUAACAAGAAAUCAGAGUUUUGAUGUCACCAUCAUAUUCAGCAUACUUUUUUUGUUUACUGUGCCAAAUUUUGUUGAAAAUAAAGUAGUUUUAAUUUUUGGACCAAUUUUGGCCUAAAAUGACAUUUAGGUAACAAGAAUUCAAAGUUUUGAUCUCACUAUCAUGUUCAGCAUACUUUAUUUGUUUACUGUGCCAAAUUUUGUUGAAAAUAAAGUAGUUUUAAUUUUUGGACCAAUUUUUGCCUAAUGACAUUUAGGUGACAAAUAUCAAAAUUAUGAUGUCACCAUUAUGUUCACCAUACUUUUUUUGUUAACUGUGCCAAUUUUUGUCGAAAAGAAAUACCAAUUUUGGCCUGAAACGUCAUUAAGAUGACUUCCCAGUACUUAGGGAGCUUGGGUACGAAGUUUAACCCUGUGACGUUGCAAUUGACUAUUUGGGACAGGGUUAGUUAGUUAGUCAGUUAUGCCAAUACUAUCCUCCUCUCAGAGGAACGUGAAAUCCCAGGGUCGAUUUUUUAAAAAAAAUGCUCCGAAAGAAAAAAACGACGGUUUUAAAGAAUUUCUUACGCCUUAGGGCGCGGAAAUUCAAUAAUAUUUUUUCGUAAUUUGGUUCGCUUUUUCACAACAUACAUCCAACUUCGAACGAUUAAGUUUGUUGUGAUAGAUGGCGCCAAAUUUGAUAAAUACACAGACCGGAAACUUUUAACAACAAAUCGAAUGUGCAAUAUGGCGGUUUCAGCUUUGUUAAGAUUUCGGAUUACAUCCGAGAUCUUAUAACCGGCGGUAUUUUUCUUCUUCUUCAACCGAUUUUUUAACCGAUUGCCGUAACGUCACGACUUUUGAAGUCCGACUUGACCCCGCGACCCAGCGCUACUCCAGCUGUGUGCGUAUCUUGAUAUUCGUUAAAUUGGGGAAAGAAUUUGAUCACAAAUAUUGUUAUAGACUGUUAUUUUAAUAUUAUAAUGAGCUAUGCUAGAUACUCCUUCAAAUUUUCGUUUCCAGUUAUGUUUUUAACCAGGCGGAUUUUGUUCAACUAAACCGAGUUCUAGGGGUUAAGGUUCGAGUCAUUUCUUUAGAGAUGCAGGUUCAAGGAGACUAUAUUUGUUAUACUCAAAGGUCUCCACCAAGCUGCAAAUCAAAAUUCAAAAUUUUUUUGAAGAGAGAGGAAAAUUUGGUUGGAUUAGUAUAAUUAUUUAACUGCCUAAAUCCCAGUUCUAUCAACGUUUAAGAUAUUCUCUUCAUUGUGUCUAUGUUUUCACAUAUUAAGAUGCAAAUAUCAUCACGUUUUCUAGCCAUGUGUAAAUCUGAAACAAACCGAUUUCAAGAUUUUAGCUAGCUAACGUAGAUUUCAAUGCAGCAUCCUGCUGAUCCAGCUAGCUGUAGCUAGCCUUAUUUAUUCUUAUUAUUUUAAAGUUUGGUGUUUUUAUUAUUGUUAUUUAUUGUCAUGUUGGGGUUGUGGCUCUUCUAGCUAGCCCUUUAGCUACUUCUGGCAGAAGAGUAAAAGUAGCCAAAUGCAGUUUGGCUAGCUACAACAAAAUUCUUAAUCAAUAUUUCUUAUGCUAAGUGCAGUUAGUAGGUAGCAACACCUUUUAUUACUGUCAUGAAAACUUACUCUGCAAAAUAAAAUUGGUUGUGAUUUUUUUAGCUGGACAGCGUAACGACAGGCUGUUUUUCCCGUGUUCUUAUUUAAACCGAAGUUGCAAUAAAGUUUUUUUGAAAAGGGUAUUAGCCUAAAUGCAUUGACGACACAGUUUACCUGUACUAAGCGCUCAGUCCCAUGUUAAUGAUGGCGGUUUCCUGAGUUUGUGUUUAUCCGAAGUUACGAUAAAGUUUUUUUUCAAAAAAGGGUGUUAUGCCUAUAUGGAUAUGUGUCAUUGUUUGCCUGUACUAAUCCCUCAGCCCGGAGUAAUAUUUAUUUUUGAAGUUUUAGCGGGAACGUUCUCUGAAAAUAAAAACAGAUGGCUAACUGUUUAACAGCGUAGCAACGAGUUGUAAACUGUGUUUUUAUUUUAGCUAAAGUUGUGAAAAGUUAUUUUAUGAAAAAUAUGUUACACCGGAAGACCAUAAUAUUGUGCGCCUAUUUUUUUCAAAAUAUAUUACACCGGAAACACCAUAAUGUUCUGCGCCUCACUAAAUUUAUGACAUACUAUGAAGCACUUCACCUGAAUGUGUGACACAGUUUACAGUCUUAUUAAUCGCUUUUUCAGGCAUUCAACACCAGGUAACACAGUUUCUUGUGCCUUAACCCGGCGUUUGGACUCCGGGUUCCCCGGCUAGUCUAAAUGUUAAUACCACGGAAUCCCAUUUUGGAUUGAGUCUCUAUUGGUAAUUUAACUUUUUGUUUCUUUCGCCUACUUCUAUUUCUUUUUUGUUUGUUUUUAAACUUGAAGGAUCCAACUUUAUGGUCAAAUCUUAGAUAUCUUAAACUGGAUAAAGAUUUUAGUCAUGUCGCAGGUAUAAUAAAACAUUUCCUAAAGUGUAGUGCAGUAUUGUUCAAGUAUUAAUUCUUACAAAGCACUUUCUGUAUAUUUGAACUGCAUGAAACAUUUUGCAAGUUCAAGAUAAUACCACGGGAUAAUACCUAUUUCAAAUAACGGAACAAUGUAGAAGUUCUGUACAAAACAGGCUACUGGCGACCUAAGUAUAGGGAACAAAAUGACACACGAACAAGAAUCUGAAAUCUUUUAGCCUACAAGGGCUUUUCAUUUGCAAAUCUUUUUGUACAAAAUGCAAAUCUCCAUAAAGUAUAAAUGUGUGAUUGUGCCCAGCACACCAAUACUUCAUGUGAGCAUCUUAAAAAGGAGGUUUAAAAGAGAAGAUACAACUGGGCGAUGUCUUGUUGAAUUUCCGCGCCCGAAGGCGUAGGAAAUUCUUUAAAACCGUCGUUUUUUUCUUGCGGAGCAUUUUUUGAGAAAAAAUCGACCCUGGGAUUUCACGUUGGUCCGUCACAGAUGUAAACUUCGUACCCAAGCUCCCUAACUACUGGGAAGUCUAGUAUUGACGCUUCAGGCCAAAAUUGGUAAUUGUUUUCGACAAAAUUUGGCACAGUUAACAAAAAAAGUAUGCUGAACAUAAUGGUGACAUAAUAAUUUUGAGUUUUGUCACCUAAAUGUCAUUUUAGGCCAAAAUUGGUCCAAAAAUUAGAACUACUUUAUUUUCAACAAAAUUUGGAACAGUUAACAAAUAAAGUAUGCUGAACAUGAUGGUGACAUCAAAAUUUUGAUUUCUUGUUACCUAAAUGUCAUUUUAGGCCAAAAUUGGUCCAAAAAUUAAAACUACUUUAUUUUUGACAAAUUUUGGCACAAUUAACAAAAAAAGUAUUGUGAACAUGAUGGUGACAUCAAAAUUUCGGUUUUUUGCCACCUUAAAUGUCAUUUUAGGCCAAAAUUGGUCCAAAAAUUAAAACUACUUCAUUUUCAACAAAAAUUGGCAAAGUUAACAAAAAAGUAUGCUGACAUAAUGGUGACAUCAAAAUUUUGAUUUUUGUCACCUAAAUGCCAUUUUAGACCAAAAUUGGUCCAAAAAUUAAAACCACUUUAUUUUCGGCUAAAUCUGGCACGGUUAACAAAUAAAGUAUGCUGAAAAUGAUGAUGGUACAAAAGUUUGAUUUUUUGUCACCUAAAUGUCAUUUCAGGCCAAAAUUUAUCCAAUAAUUAAAACUGCUUUAUUUUCGACAAAAAUUGACACUGUUAAUAAAAAAAGUAUGCUGAAAAUGAUGGUUACAUCAAAAUUUUGAUUUUUUGUCAACUAAUGCCGUUUAAGACCAUUUCUCAAUCGCAAGACUUUCAACCAUGAAUGAUAGGCUGUAUUUUUUGUUAGCAAUUUCUUUUAAAAUGUGAGUUUAUUAUGACACGUUUCGUUUUGUUUGCGUUUGUUGUAAGAUAUAAUGUCACUGAUGGGCUUUAUCUUCAGAGGUUCAUGCACCAAACCCCUUCGAAUGUUUGGCAUAAUAACACAACGAAUUAGCAGGUUUUCAUCAAAUAUUUUGGUAGCGCGCGGAAAUUCUUAGAGCCCCCAGGGCUUCUUGUUAAAUUUUAUUCCAAUUUUUAUCGUUUACGGGAUUCACCGCUUUUGCUCUAUUUUUGCAGACCCACAAUGACUUAUGUGUUUUGAAGACAAAACUAAUGUUUGAAAAAGCGUUGAACUAUAAGAUAAUAAAAACAUGGUUUGUUGAACUGUGAGAUAAUAAAAAGAUGGUUUGUUGAACUAUAAGAUAAUAAAACAUGGUUUGUUGAACUAUAAGAUACAUGGUUUGUUGAACUAUAAGAUAAUAAAAAGAUGGUUUGUUGAACUAUAAGAUAAUAAAAAGAUGGUUUGUUGAACUAUAAGAUAAUAAAAAGAUGGUUUGUUGAACUAUAAGAUAAUAAAAACAUGGUUUGUUGAACUAUAAGAUAAUAAAAACAUGGUUUGUUGAACUAUAAGAUAAUAAAAACAUGGUUUGUUGAACUAUAAGAUAAUAAAAACAUGGUUUGUUGAACUAAAGGAUUCAAUUUUUUCCCCAAUUGGAAAAGAAGUCGGCUUGCGUUACCCUCAUGUGCUACUUGUUUCUAGGUCUUCUUUUUCGUUUUCUGCACGCACAUGCCAGUAAACGAAAAAGCAAUAGUGAUAAAAUAGGGUGAGAGAGAAUUUUAAAAAGUUCGCUUGUGUUCUUGAAAAGAGUAUUACCCUUAAUAGGGUGCACUGAUGUAAGCACUUCACACAGCUGUGCGACACAGUUUACCUCUGCUAAACGCCUUUAUUUCCUGGUUUCAUGAUUUUUUUUUUUUUUUUUUUUUUGAAUUUUCAUGGGUACUUUUUCCACUGUACGAAAAAAUGCUGGCAACCUGUUAUUGCUAUGACUGGGUAACAACAGAUUGUAACCUGUGUUUUUAUUGUAGCUAAAGUUGUGGUGCAGUUAUUUUUUAAAACUUAUUUUACACCUGAAGUACAUGAAUAUCUCCUUAACCGCGGAUCAAAACCGCGAUCAAAAAAGUAAUUCCAUUUUGCCAGAAGGAAGAUCGUGGGUUUACUUUAUUUACUUAACGUGAUAAAUUUCAUAAUUUGCUGAAAUAAUUCUAACGGCUGGCUUUCCUUGAUACAAAAAAUACAAAUGUAACGGUUUCGACAUCUUAAAAAAAGUAAAAGCAAAAAUAGUCAAGUGGAGAAGUAAAGUGGGGUUAAAAACUAUAUUUGUAAAAGAAAGAAAACUCGAAUUGAAAAAGUAAAGUGUGGGGUUAAACGUAGAAGUAGAAAAGUGAAGUUACCGGCAGAGAGUUUGUAGCGGGUUAGAAUGUACACAAGAUUAGAAUUCAGAAUAAGUAAGAACUUUUGAUAUUUUUAGAAUUUUUCUCUAUGUUAAAGGGGAAGUCCGGUCAUUUUUCAAAAUUUGUGUGUUGAAUAAACACCAUCGUGUUAUUAAUUUCUGCAAAAUCUUUUUUAAAAAUUCGUAUUACAAAUGAUAUAAAUGUCUAUCAAAGUUUAGGAUUGUUACUGUUUUUUUUCAAACGACGCCAUCUUUUUGUUGUAAUCAUCGAGGUCUGGGCUCUAAUGUUUAUCGUGACGUAUUUUAUGACAACAGCUUUCUGCACGCCGGAAUACUUCAGUUGUCGAUUACACCACUUCAAACAAGUCAUAAAUGUACCAUUGAUUUUACUGUUAUCAUGGUUACUUGUGGUGCUUUAAAUUGUGGUAACUCUUCCACCAAAAAAUCGGUAGCUGAUGUAAAAGGGUGGCAUAACGUUCCCACCGAAAAAGAAAAUAAACAACGUCGUAAGAAAUGGCUAGCAGCUAUGAAGCGAGAUCCACCGUAUCCAGCAGACACGAAUUUCGUUCUUUGUGGUAUGCAUUUCACGUCCGAAUGUUUUCAACGCGAUCUCAAGGCGGAGCUCUGUGGCUCUGUGAGAAAGUUUAUAUUAUUACCAAACGCUAUUCCAUCGGUAUUUUCAUUCUCGAAACCGCUACCUGCAAAGCGUUCUGCAUCCAUUGCAAGAAACGAAAGAAAAACAAAACGCCAGAUUGUGGAUGAAGCUUGUACGGCAGAAGAAAACUCAGGUGGCCCGGAAGCACCUUCCCUAGAACUUGAGCCCCUUUUUAAGGAUGCUAUUACGCAAACUGUUGAUGUCGUCAUGAUCAACAAAGAAGUUAGCUGUGCUACACCAAUGCGAACAAAGAGCACUAUGGUUCCUGCUGUGUUAUGCAAAUCAAUGUCUACUCAGAUGAGUCCAACUUUGUCUUCGACGAACACGCAAACUGUUAUAUUAACUCAAUAUGCUAGCGUUUCCACAGUCAACCUUAUUGCGAAAGAGGGAGAUGAAAUUGGAGAUUGCUCUUCAUUUUGCGCAAGUGAAGUAGAAGAUCGCGCUGAUCCGGAUGCAUCUUUCAAUGUCAGUAGCGAUGUUGAUACGGUCGAUAGUAGUGCCGAUACGGCUGAUAGUGAUGUUAAUGAGCAAGAUGUCGAUGUUAGGGAAGGUACGCAGUCGAUUGCACCUUCAACAAUGUUUCUAGUGUACUUUGAAAUGCUUAAGUCGCUCUUCAAAUUCUGCUUUGAAUGCGGUGAGAAAGCUACUAUCAAAAAACAUAUAACUAAGGGUAGUAUGCUUAUUGUGAAAUUGGUUUGCGCCGGUAACCACGAAGUGACUUGGAGAUCACAACCUUACUUAAAUCGAAUUGCGGAAGGAACGGUAAGGCUGUCUGCUGGAAUAUUGUUCAACGGAUUAACAUUUCAAGGUGUGAAAGAAGCAUUUGAAACUGCCAAUGUUAACUUUAUAAGUAGGUCGCAGUUCCAUGAACUUCAGCGAAGAUUUUUAUUCCCAGCCAUAAAUAGCAUUUUUACGCAUUAUCAGGAAGCCACACUUGUUAGACUCGUUGCGCUUGAGGGUGUCGAUUUAAUUGGAGAUGGUCGCUGUGACUCACCUGGAUUUAGUGCUAAAUAUGGUACAUACAGCCUCAUGGACGCCAUGACAAAUGAGGUGGUGAACUUUUUUAUUUCACACGUUCGUUUAGCAGGAAACUCGGCACGCAUGGAAAAACAUGGACUUGCUGAGUGCUUGGAAUUUAUCGACGAAGCUGGCGUAAUAGUGGACACACUAGUUACCGACAGACAUAGCCAGAUACGAAAGUUUAUGCGCACCGAACAUGAACAUAUAUCGCACCAGUUUGAUGUGUGGCACAUGACAAAAAAUAUCAAAAAAAAGAUUUUGAAAGUUGCAAAAAAAAAGAGCUGUCGUGACUUGAAUGACUGGAUGAAGUCUAUCAUAAACCACUUCUGGUGGGCUUGUUCGACUUGCGAAGGAGAUCCAAUAUUAUUGAAGGAAAAGUGGCAGAGUUUACUCUGUCAUAUCCGUGGGGUACAUUAUUGGGUAAAUAAUACGCUAUAUCAUAAAUGUGCUCAUGAAGAACUUACCCUGCUACAACAAGCUCAGAAGAAGUGGUUAACUGAAGAAAGCCCUGCUUACAUCGCCCUGGAGAAAAUUGUUAAUGAAAAACAGCUACUAAACGAUUUAAAACACGUAGCUGAUUUCAAGCACACUGGACAGCUCGAGGUUUACCAUUCCCUGUUGAAUAAGUACUGUCCCAAACGCUUAGCAUUCUCGUACGCUGGGAUGGUUGCUAGGACGCAACUAGCUGUGCUUGACCACAACUCGGGUGUAGAACGACAACAAGCCACUACAUCCGAUGGGAGGUUGAAGUUCAAAGUUUCUUUCACCAAAAUUACGAAGGAGUGGGUGGCAAAAAAAGUAAUGGAUCCGAAAGAAAAGAAAUACCAAGAGGACUUGAUGAAGGAAGUGUUUGAUUUGGUUCAAAAAAUCAAAGCUCCUAUAUUUUUUAAGUUGCCUGAAACACCCAGAAAUAUUGCAUUAAAAAUAAACCCUGGGAAGGAAGUUGUUGUCUCGAAUAUGCGUUCAAGAUUUACCUAAAAGUAACCCCCAGGUUUAUAAAUGAUAUUUAGCAUUACAUCAAGAAACGCUUAUUUUACAAUUCCGGGGGACAUUUGUUAUAUUUUAAAAACAUAUAUUGUAAAAAUUUCAUUCAUCAUCUUUACAAUUAUACAUGUUCUUAUACA
Molecule: messenger RNA, 9378 nt
Organism: Hydractinia symbiolongicarpus
Lineage: Eukaryota; Metazoa; Cnidaria; Hydrozoa; Anthoathecata; Hydractiniidae
Exons: 3
Coding region: 6977-9232 (751 amino acids)
Source: RefSeq, a predicted model, not a curated record